Messenger RNA from Selaginella moellendorffii, 831 nucleotides. RefSeq lists its product as uncharacterized. NCBI's taxonomy places the organism in Eukaryota, Viridiplantae, Streptophyta, Lycopodiopsida, Selaginellales, Selaginellaceae. The coding region runs from base 1 to 831 and encodes 276 amino acids. Gene Ontology annotation, biological process: regulation of DNA endoreduplication. The record is from RefSeq and is a predicted model, not a curated record. The transcript has a single exon.
AUGUGUGAGAAGAGCCUCCUCUUGUCCCUCGCCAUCAUUGAUCUGGGCUCUCGUCAACGAGGAUACAAGUACCAGCAGAGAUCCCAAGGAGGAAAUCCAGGUAGAGUAUCAUCGGCAAUUCUCUCCAAUUCGCCAUCAAUCGAGCUCUUCGAAGUAGAAGAAAUCUUCUACCUCGCGAAAUCCAUCAAGGCAAUGUCCAGCAGCAGCAGCAGCAGCCACCAAAAUGUGGAAGAGGGAGGAGUGAUCAAUCGCAAUCGCGAGAAGGACGAUGAGAGAGUAGCUCUGGUUGUGCGGGUGGAGGAAGAGGAGGUGGAAGAGCAGGAUUCCACAAACAGGGGAACAACAGGGGCAUCGAUCCAGCAAUUGGCGGCGCAAGCCAUCGUGGGCGCUGCCCAAUCGCACGAAAUUCGCGACUCCACACUGGAAUCCACGGCGCCUGCUACCCAAUCUCUGGAAUCUCAGGAUGGAGCUGCCACGCCAUCGCGCAGCCAGGAAGGAGGAUUAGAAUUGCGAGAAUUGGAAGAGCUCCAGGCCACUCCGAAAGGGGAAGAACACAGGAUCCCAGAGCCAACAGAGUGCCCGCCAGCGCCUCGCAAGCUUCCCAGAUCCUCCUCAUUUCCUUCCUCUUCCUCGUUGCUGCUCUCCACGAUUUCGUCUUCGUCCUCGAGGAAACGAUCCGCCCAGCAAGCAUUCUUCGUCCCUCCCGACUCGGAAGUGUUUGCUCCCCGGCCACGCCAGGAGCAAAACUCCAAGAAAGAAGAGGACGAACACAAGGAAGAAAAGGAAGAAGAGGAUGAUGAGAAAAACACCAAAGAAGAGGAACACCACUGA